Lodderomyces jiufengensis is the source of this 2961-nucleotide messenger RNA. RefSeq names its product Mis12p (gene MIS12). The coding region runs from base 1 to 2961 and encodes 986 amino acids. The record is from RefSeq and is a predicted model, not a curated record. Gene Ontology annotation, cellular component: cytosol. The transcript has a single exon. Gene Ontology annotation, biological process: tetrahydrofolate interconversion. Lineage: Eukaryota; Fungi; Ascomycota; Pichiomycetes; Serinales; Debaryomycetaceae. Gene Ontology annotation, molecular function: methylenetetrahydrofolate dehydrogenase (NADP+) activity; methenyltetrahydrofolate cyclohydrolase activity; ATP binding.
AUGUUAAAAUAUGGAAGUAGACUGAGUCAAAGACUCAUAAACUCAACCAAACUAAUUUUGCAAAGACAAUUCACCCAAUCACACCUUCUAUCAAAUGCUACCAUUGUUUCAGGUACUAAAUUAGCUAGUAAAAUACGAAAUCAAAUAGCAGAAAAAGUAGUAAAUUAUAAUAAAGAACAUUUUCAAAUAGAACAACCAGAAAAAUUCAAAUUUAAACCAAGUUUAUCUAUAGUUCAAGUUGGUUCAAGACCAGAUUCUUCAGCUUAUGUGAGAUCAAAAUUGAAAGCAGCAGCAAAAUCAAAUAUAAAUUCAAAUUUAAUAAAAUUGGAUGAAAAUAUAAGUCAAGAUGAUUUAAUUGAUGAGAUUGAAAAAUUAAAUAAGGAUCCAAAAGUUCAUGCUAUAUUGAUACAAUUACCUUUACCUAAACAUAUAGAUGAAACUUUAAUUACAAACUCUGUGAUUACUGAAAAAGACGUUGAUGGAUUUGAUCAUUAUAACGUUGGUCAAUUAUCUAAAAGAGGUGGAGUUCCAAUAUUCAAACCAUGUACACCAAAUGGGAUAAUAGAAUUAAUAAAGACUACUGGAAUUAAUUUAAGAGGUAAAAAUGCAGUUGUAUUGGGAAGAUCAGAUAUCGUUGGUACUCCAGUUGCAACAAUGUUAAGAAAUGAAGAUUGUACAGUUACUACAUGUCAUCGUCACACCAAAAAUUUACCAGAAGUUGUUACUGGUGCAGAUAUUGUGAUUGCAGCAGUGGGAAUCCCAGAAUAUGUAAAAGCAUCUUGGAUUAAAGACGGUGCGAUUGUCAUUGAUGUUGGUAUUAACUAUAAAAAGGAUCCCCAUGCUAAAAAUGGUCAGAAAUUAGUUGGUGAUGUAGCAUAUGAAGAAGUUGCCAAAAAGGCAGGUUUUAUAACGCCUGUUCCAGGUGGUGUUGGUCCAAUGACUGUAGCAAUGUUGUGUUCAAACGUGUAUGAUGCAGCAGUUUUACACCAACAAAAAGCUCAUGAACAUCAAUUUAAACCACUUCCAUUAGAUUUACAAACUCCAGUUCCAUCAGAUAUAGAUAUUUCAAGAGCCCAAAAACCAAAAGUCAUAAUUAAAAUUGCAAAAGAAUUAGGAUUACUUGACAAGGAAUUAGAACCAUUUGGUCAUUUUAAAGCAAAAGUUGAUACAAAAGCCGUUAUCGAAAGAUUAGAUGAACAAGUUGAAGGUUCUGCUGAUGAUAAAGGAUAUUUUGUUUUGGUUGCUGGUAUUACUCCAACUCCAUUAGGAGAAGGAAAAUCAACUACGACUAUGGGUUUGGCACAAGCUUUAGGCGCUCAAUUAGGUUAUAAUUCUAUAGCAAAUGUUAGACAACCAUCAAUGGGACCAACAUUUGGUGUAAAAGGUGGAGCUGCUGGUGGUGGAUAUGCUCAGGUUAUACCAAUGGAUGAAUUUAAUAUGCAUUUAACUGGUGAUAUACACGCUAUUUCAGCAGCUCAAAACUUGUUAUGUGCUGCUGUUGAUACAAGAAUGUUUCAUGAAGCUACUUCGAAAUCUAUCGGUGGGUUUUAUAAGAGAUUAGUACCUUCUAAAAAGGGUAAAAGAACAUUUACAAAAUCAAUGUUGAAAAGAUUAGAGAAAUUAGGUAUAUCAAAGACAAAUCCUGAUGAUUUAACCCCUGAAGAAAUUGAAAAAUUCGCUAAAUUAGAUAUUGAUCCAGAAUCAAUAACAAUCAAGAGAGUUGUCGAUUGUAAUGAUAGAUUUGUUAGAGAAAUCACUAUAGGUCAAGGUAAAAAUGAAAGAGGAUUUACAAGAAAAACAGGUAUGGAUAUUACUGUAGCAAGUGAAUUAAUGGCCAUAUUAGCACUUUCUAACUCCCUCAAAGACUUAAGAGAAAGAGUUGGUAAAGUUGUAAUUGGUACUCAAAAUGGUACAGGUGAAGCCAUAACUGCGGAAGAUAUUGGAGUUGCAGGUGCUAUCACAGCCUUAUUAAAAGAUGCCAUAAAACCAAAUUUAAUGCAAACGGUUGAAGGUACUCCUGUCUUUGUACAUGCUGGUCCAUUUGCUAAUAUAUCAAUUGGUGCUUCAUCAGUAGUUGCAGAUAAAGUAGCAUUAAAAUUAACAUCUCCAUCAAAUCCUAUAAAUAAUGGUCAUGCCGGGUUUGUUAUAACUGAAGCAGGAUUUGAUUUUACAAUGGGUGGUGAACGUUUUUUCAAUAUUAAAUGUAGAUCGUCGGGAUUAAAACCAGAUACUGUUGUAUUAGUUGCAACAACAAGAGCUUUGAAAUUACAUGGAGGAGCUUCAGAUGUUAAACCAGGACAAUCAUUACCUUCCGAAUAUGUCACUGAAAAUCUUGAAUUUUUGGAACAAGGUUGUGCUAAUUUAGCUAAACAAAUUUCAAACAUAAAACAAUAUAAUGUACCUGUUGUUGUUGCUAUAAAUCAAUUUGAGACUGAUACAGAAGCAGAAAUAAAAUUAAUACAAGAAUUAGCGUUGAAAUCAGGUGCUGAUUAUGCUGUACCUUCAAAUCAUUGGGCAAAAGGGGGAUUAGGAGCUAAAAAAUUAGCUGAAUCCGUAGUUGAAGCUGUAAAACAAUCACCAAAAGGUCAACAACAAUUUCUUUAUGAUGUAAAUGACUCGGUGGAAAAUAAAUUAAAUAUAAUAGCACAAAAAAUGUAUGGAGCAAAAGAUAUUGAACUUUCACCAUUAGCUAAAAAACAAAUUGAAACAUAUACACAACAAGGAUUUGAUAAAUUACCUAUAUGUAUAGCCAAAACUCAAUAUUCAUUAAGUCAUGAUCCUGCUUUAAAGGGAGUACCUACAAAUUUCACAAUUCCUAUUAGAGAAGUUAGAUGUUCUGCAGGUGCUGGUUAUUUGUAUGCGUUAGCUGCUGAAAUUAUGACUAUACCUGGUUUACCUACUCAUGCUGGAUUUAUGAAUGUUGAAGUAAAUGACGAUGGACAGAUUGAGGGAUUAUUCUAG